Molecule: messenger RNA, 1971 nt
Organism: Rotaria sp. Silwood2
Lineage: Eukaryota; Metazoa; Rotifera; Eurotatoria; Philodinida; Philodinidae
Source: the annotation of a GenBank genome assembly
AUGAAAAAAUAUAGUGAUGAAAAAUUUAAAUUAGCAAUCGAUGCAGUUGCAAAUGGUGAUUCAAUACGUGCGGCAUCUGCAUAUUAUAAAGUUCCUUAUACUACUUUGAAUUCUCAUUCGAAUAAUCUUGUUUUGUAUCAUCAUGUUGGUCGACCACCGAAAUUUGAUAAGGAAGAAGAGCUUUGUCUGGAACAAGCAGCUUUAGCCUUACAGGUAAGGAUGCCUCUUAUUCUUUUUUAUGAUAUUUUUGACGUUUUUUUUAAUAAAAAGAGUUGGGGUGUAUCAUUAACAAUCAAUGAAUUUAUGAAUCUUGCAAAACAGUAUGCAUCAAGUGUAAAUAAAAGUGAUCUUUUCCCAUCAGGUGCACCUACUUGUGAUUGGUUUUAUUCAUUUUUACAAAGACAUCCAAAUCUUGUUUUAAAAAAGUCAAAACCAAUUACAAAAAAACGAGCAAAUCUAACUAUUGAACAAGUAAAUCAAUGGUUUGAUUUACUAUCGAAAAUUAUUCAAGAAAAUGAUCUGAUGCAUCGACCUGGUCAAAUAUUUAAUUGUGAUGAGAGUGGUUUGUCCGAUGGAAUUAGUUAUUCGAAGGUCAUUAUACAUCGUCAAUCAUCUUAUGCAUAUAGAAUACAGGGCGGAACCGGUGGUAAAUCAUACACCAGUGUUCUAUUCUGUGGUUCAGCAACUGGUGCACUUAUACCACCUUUCAUAAUUUAUAAAGGACGAAGGUUAUAUGAGGAAUGGUGGAUUGGUGGACCGCAAAAUGCUGCUUAUGGAAAUUCUGAAAACUUCAAAGGAGCUGCGCUAACAAGCUUUCUUCUUAGUAUUUUAAAAAUUGAAUAUACAAAAACAAAAUUUAAAAAUAUUGGUAAAUCACAAUUUCCACAAUUAUUAAAUAAAUUAUUUGAAACAAAAGCAAUUAAAAACAAAAACAACUUAAUUCAAUCAUUUAAACGAACAGGAAUAUUUCCAUUCGAUCCUAGUUCUGUUGAUGUUUCUCGUAUUUUAAAAAAUAAUAAAUCUACUCCUAAAUCUUCAACAAAUACUACUACUUUUUCAACAACUACUACUACACCUUCAACAACUACUACUACAUCUUCGACAACUACUACUACACCUUCGACAACUACCACUAAUGCAACCAAUAAUGAUUCAAUAAAUAAUUCAUCUACAUCUGUUAACUUCAUACCAACAAAUAAUAAUCAUCACUAUAAUGAUAAUGAUCCAUUUAAUGUCAAUAUGCCUCGUUCAUCUCAUAAUACUGAUAUUGUUCCAUCAUUUGCUUCAUAUCGUCAGGUAAUUUCUACUCUUGAAGAUGUUUUACAGAACUCAAUCAUUUCUUAUAGUAAUGGUAGUGAUGAUGAUAAUGAUGACGAUGAGGAUUAUGUACCACCUAAAUCUAUCUUGACUCCAUCAAUAACUAUAUCAUCAUCGAAGAAAACAUCUCAAUCUGAAAAUGAUCAAUUCACAUCGUCAAGAAAAAGCGAUAAACGAAAAAAAGUAUCAUGGGAUCUUAGUAGUACUGAUUCUACAGAUGAAGAUGAUGCAACAUCAAAUUUAUCUUCACCACCAUAUAAAUUCAAGAAGAUAUCAUUAGCUAAAACUGCUUCAUCAGUUUCAUCAAAUCGAAGCAGUCAACAACAACAAGUAUCUUCAGCAGUUAGUUCUUUUGAUUCACCAUAUGUAGAUGAUCAUACAGCACAAAAUCAAACAUCUGCAAAAUCUCAACAGGCAGUCAAGGCUAUUACAGAUACUUUACAAAUUGUAUUUGGCGCAUCAUCAAAACAAUCAUCAAAAAAAGCUAAACAACGAACAGUUCUUAAACAAUCAGGUGGACAAAUAAUGACAGAGAAGGAUGUUUUAGAACAAAUGAAAGCAGCUAAUGAUAAAAAACAAUCGAAACGAUCACGUUCUGCCAGUCAAAGAUCAAAUGCAACAAAAAGAAGCAAAAAUCAAGAAAAUGGUAGGUGA